UCAGGUAAUCUUUUUCCGUGAGGGAGGUUUCUGGGACCGUCGCGCUACCUGCAGAAUCUGUGAAAUUCAGGUCGUCUGCAGACGAAAACAUUUCACCAUGGCGGCACUAGUAUUACGAUCGGUGUUCAGAACCAAGGUCCACCCUAAAGCUGGCCGUUUGUGCUACUCCUCCUCGUCAGUGCCGACUGUAAAGCUUUUCAUUGAUGGGAAGUUUGUAGAGUCCAAAUCCUCAGAAUGGCUUGACAUUCACAACCCUGCUACCAAUGAAGUGAUUGCCCGUGUCCCCAAAGCCACCCAGGAGGAGAUGGUGGCUGCUGUAGACUCGUGCUCCAAAGCCUUUCGCUCCUGGUCUGAGACCUCCGUGUUGUCUCGGCAGCAGAUCUUCCUGCGCUAUCAGCAGCUUAUCAAGGACAACAUUAAAGAACUUGCCAAGUCCAUCACAGUGGAGCAGGGAAAAACCCUGGCAGAUGCAGAAGGAGACGUGUUCAGAGGCCUGCAGGUUGUGGAGCACGCCUGCAGCGUCACGUCUCUGAUGCUCGGAGAAACCCUGCCCUCCAUCACCAGGGAUAUGGACACUUACACCUACCGUCUUCCCAUCGGGGUGUGCGCCGGCAUCGCCCCCUUCAACUUCCCCGCCAUGAUCCCCCUGUGGAUGUUCCCCAUGGGCAUGGUGUGCGGCAACACGUACCUGCUGAAGCCGUCGGAGCGCGUGCCCACCUGCGCCAUGCUGCUGGCCAAGAUGCUGCAGGACGCCGGCGCUCCAGACGGGACGCUGAACAUCAUCCACGGGCAGCAUGCCGCUGUGAAUUUCAUCUGUGACCAUCCAGCCAUCAAAGCCAUCAGCUUUGUGGGAUCAAACCAAGCCGGGGAGUAUAUUUAUGAAAGGGGGUCUAAAAAUGGCAAAAGGGUCCAGUCCAACAUGGGCGCCAAGAACCAUGGCGUGGUGAUGCCCGAUGCCAACAAGGAGAACACUCUGAACCAGCUCGUGGGAGCGGCCUUCGGGGCGGCGGGACAGCGCUGCAUGGCCCUGUCCACGGCCAUCCUGGUCGGCGAGGCGCGGCGCUGGCUGCCGGAGCUGGUGGAGCGUGCCAAGGCUCUGCGCGUGAACGCAGGGGACCAGCCUGGUGCAGAUGUGGGGCCCCUGAUCUCUCCACAAGCCAGGGACAGAGUCUGCAGUCUGAUCCAGAGCGGCGUGGACGAGGGAGCUCAACUCCUCCUCGAUGGCCGAAACGUCAAGGUCAAAGGAUACGAGAACGGCAACUUCGUCGGCCCCACCAUCAUCGGCAACGUCACACCUAGGAUGAAGUGCUACACGGAGGAGAUCUUCGGGCCCGUCCUGAUCGUCCUCGAGGCAGACAGUCUGGACGAUGCCAUCCGCCUGGUCAACAACAACCCCUACGGCAACGGCACCGCCAUCUUCACCACAAAUGGUGCCGCGGCGCGCAAAUACACUCACGAGGUGGACGUGGGCCAGGUUGGAGUCAAUGUGCCCAUCCCCGUGCCGCUGCCGAUGUUCUCCUUCACGGGAUCGAGAGGGUCCUUCAGAGGGGACACCAACUUCUACGGCAAACAGGGCAUCCAGUUCUACACGCAGAUCAAAACCGUAACCUCACAAUGGAAAGCUGAAGAUGCUACCUUGAAGAGUCCUGCCGUUACCAUGCCAACAAUGGGACGCUGAACGCUUCGUCUUUCAAGAGCUUCUGAUGUAACGUCCAACUCACAGUGUACAUUCAUAGACAGAUAGAUAAAUGUUGUGAAUUAACAAACGUUAAAGACUCUAUAUAUGUGAGCUGUGUGGGUAGAUGCUGAGUGAAUGUCUGAACAUCUGUGCAGAAGAGAAAACGCUAAUAAAUCCUGUUGGUUCCUCAAAGA
Messenger RNA from Fundulus heteroclitus (mummichog), 1872 nucleotides. It is a transcript of the gene aldh6a1, whose product is annotated as aldehyde dehydrogenase 6 family, member A1. Lineage: Eukaryota; Metazoa; Chordata; Actinopteri; Cyprinodontiformes; Fundulidae. Gene Ontology annotation, biological process: thymine catabolic process; L-valine catabolic process. The record is from RefSeq and is a predicted model, not a curated record. Gene Ontology annotation, molecular function: malonate-semialdehyde dehydrogenase (acetylating, [NAD(P)+]) activity; methylmalonate-semialdehyde dehydrogenase (acylating, NAD+) activity. The transcript is spliced from 12 exons. Bases 98 to 1678 code for a protein of 526 amino acids. Gene Ontology annotation, cellular component: mitochondrion.